Zea mays is the source of this 1892-nucleotide messenger RNA. RefSeq lists its product as uncharacterized. The record is from RefSeq and is marked provisional. Lineage: Eukaryota; Viridiplantae; Streptophyta; Magnoliopsida; Poales; Poaceae. The transcript has 2 exons. Bases 419 to 1723 code for a protein of 434 amino acids. Gene Ontology annotation, molecular function: protein binding.
AAAAAACGACGCCCAGAGCGCCGGCCAUCCGCCCAUCCCUCCCUUCGCCCGUUCGCUGGGCUCCGAUCUCUCCGCCGCCCCAAGCCCGACGGCCCCCACCGUCCGACCUAAACCAAUAAUACGGCGAAAUAGCUGCCACCGCAACUCCUUUUCCGACCUGACGUGCAUAGCGCCAGGGCUACCGAAGUUCGCUUCCGAUUCGAUCUCCACAGCUCCGACCCGACCGCCGCAUCUCCGCUCUUACUCGAAGGUGGAGGUCUCCUUCAGCCGCCUUCUACGUCAUCGCAACUGCCGGGGUCGGUGGCUGCCUCGAGCACCGUGGCACCUCACGGAACCUUACAGCCUUACAGUUUCAUGGAGUGUGGACUUCUGUUGCGAACAAACAUGGAGAAAAGAUAUCUGUGAUCUCAACUGAAAUAUGGAGCCAGUCAAACUAGUUGAGGGGUACAACUUUGAUGACCAUACUACAAGUGAUGUCCGUGUUUGCUUUAAACUGAUUGAUGAGCAGCCGGAAUGGUUUUCCUGCCACUCAUCUGUUCUUUCCCAAAACAGCAAGUAUUUUUCAGAUCGGCUUGGUCAAAAUGAUAUCCGCUCUAAUAGUUGCGUUGAAAUUGAAUGCCCAAGAGCUCAGUAUGACCAUUAUGUCAAGAUGUUGAAGUUGAUGUAUCUUCCCGGGGAAUCAAUUGUAGAUUCAUUUGAUUCUGUUAAAUCAGCUCUGGGUGUUCUUCGAGCAUCAAAUUCACUCGGAUGCGAGUUGGUUACCAAAGGAUGUAUUGCAUACAUUGAAGCUGUCCCAUGGGAUGAUAAUGAGGAGGAGGAGAUAUUAGAAGUAGCUCGGAGCCUUGGCUCAGAUGCAGUGUCUCUAUUAGCUCGUCUGCAUGCCCCAAGUGCAGACGCUGUUAAGAAUGUCUUCAUCUCUGCCAUACGAUUUGCUACGUGCAUGGAAACGCUGUUCCCUCCUUUUCUGGAUGACCUCAAGACUUCUGCUCAGGAGCAAACUGACUUUAUGAUCCAUGAAGACGAUGAAACUGCUCUGGUUAUGAUGGAUGAAGAUGUCAGAUCUGUGGUGCAGGAAGGUAUAACAAAACUGUUAUCUGGACUUAGGACCGGGCUUGAUCUGUUGGCAACCGAGUUUGAUCAAUCACCUGAUCAAGCAGAGAAAGGGAUUCUGUGUAGCUUAGCUGACAUCGACUGGGUAGCUAAUCUGUCAACCAAGAUUGAGAUGACGCACGCCUUUGUUUCUGGCUGGUCAGAAAUGUCGGGCCAUAUUCUUUCAGUGGUUCAGGACAGCAAGUAUAGCUCAGGCUUGUGGGCUGUCAAGGCAAAGCUUAUCGAAGUGACUGGAAAGGCCCUGGACGCUGUUGGCUACGGCACAGUGGUUCUCCCGGCACCAUCUAGAUUCCAUCUCCUGAAGACAUGGCUUCCUUAUAUCCAAACGACAAAACGUUCGCUGGAUGGAAAUAGCAAGGGCGAAAUGUCUCUGCAGAUGGAUUCAGACAUGUGGCAGAAUGUGGAGAGCGCAAUAGUCUCGAUGGUGCUAGCGCUGCCGUCUGAUGACCAGGCCGAUAUCCUGUCGGAGUGGAUGAAGAACGCAGAGCAGUUCAGGUAUCCUGAUCUCACCGAGGCAUUCGAGGUGUGGUGCUAUCGCAGCAAAACAGCAAAGAGAAGGCUUGUGGGAGGACUGAAUGGGUCUAGCUCUAGCAAUCCCACAGUUAGCUCCUAAGGCUACUGUUAGUUUGGCCUUUUUGUUGUAGCCCCUGAUCAGCUAAACUGGCCGGUUGGUACCAAGUAUAUGCAGCCAACUGUAUCCCCAUCGUUGUAUGCUGUAAAGCAACUGCUCAUGUUUUAUAUACUUCAGUUUCAUUGCAGUGCCAGCUUAUGUUCGGUUCAGU